UCCCCACGUACACCAGUCCAGAGCCACCUUAAAAGCGAGAGGCAAUUGUGAAGUCACUGGCCAGCAGUGGACUGGAGACUUCAGAAAGAGAUAAAGAGAGCAGAGAGAGGCAGCAAGAGAUUUUUCCUGGGACCCAGAAAUUCACGGUAUCCCAAUGAAAAUCAAAUUCCCUGGAAAUCCAGAUACAGCAAGAGAAAGAGAGAUAAAUAUACUCAACGCCAGGAACUCUUCUUUCCUCUCUCUUCCUCAGUCUCUCCUAGUCCUUUAGUCCCCAAAUUCCUGGUUCCCUGUCCCCCUCCUGGGGAUACCAUGUUGUUCUUCGCCCUCCUGCUAGAGGUGAUUUGGAUCCUGGCUGCAGACGGGGGUCACCAUUGGACAUAUGAAGGCUAUCUAUCCAUCUCCUCUUCCCCUCAUUCAGCUUUCUUGUCCUCAAACUACAGGCCCACAUGGUCAGGACCAUUGGCCAGCCUCUUACCCUGAGUGUGGAAGCAAUGCCCAGUCCCCCAUCGAUAUCCAGACAGACAGUGUGACAUUUGACCCCGAGUUGCCUGCUCUGCAGCCCCACGGAUAUGAUCAGCCUGGAACUGAGCCUUUGGACUUGCACAACAAUGGCCACACAGUGCAACUCUCUCUGCCCCCAACCCUGUAUCUGGGCGGACUGCCCCGAAAAUAUGCAGCUGCCCAGCUCCACCUGCACUGGGGUCGGAAAGGAUCCCCAGGGGGGUCAGAGCACCAGAUCAACAGUGAAGCCACGGUUGCAGAGCUCCACAUGGUGCAUUAUGACUCCGAUUCCUAUGGCAGCUUGAGUGAGGCUGCCCAGAGGCCUCAGGGGCUAGCUGUACUAGGCAUCCUAAUUGAGGUGGGUGAGACUGACAAUCCAGCUUAUGAACACAUUCUGAGUCAUCUGCAUGAAAUAAGACAUAAAGAUCAGAAGACUUCAGUGCCUCCUUUCAAUGUGGGAGAGCUGCUCCCCCCACAGCUGGAGCAGUUCUUUCGUUACAAUGGCUCACUCACAACGCCUCCCUGCUACCAAAGUGUGCUCUGGACAGUCUUCAAUCGAAGGGCCCAGAUUUCAAUGGGACAGCUGGAAAAGCUUCAGGAGACAUUGUUCUCCACAGAAGAGGAGCCCUCUGAGCCCCUCAUUCAGAACUAUAGAGCUCCCCAGCCUCUCAAUCAGCGGACUGUCUUUGCUUCAUUCACCCAAGUGGGAUCCUUGUAUACCACAGGUGAARUGCUGAGUUUAGGUGUGGGAAUCUUGAUUGGCUGUCUCUGCCUUCUGCUGGCCAUUUAUUUCAUCGUUAGAAAGAUUCGAAAGAAGAGGCUGGGAAACCGGAAGAGUGUGGUCUUCACCUCAGCACAAGCCACCACGGAAGCAUAAGUUCCGAGACAUCACAGAUGCCUUUCCUUUGUGCCUGUCAGGGAGCCUCUAAAGUGGGGUGCAGGGGCUGGACAGAAAAUACUACUAGGAGUUGUAGGCAGACACCCCUCCUUUUCUGGACAUCUCUCACACAGAGGUAAGGACAAGAUUCUCAUUCAAGGAAAAACAGCAGAGCCUUUAGCCUUUGGCCUCUCAAAACAUGUAGGAGGACACCAGGAGACCCCUGUGUAUUAACACAGCGGGCAAACUAUGUUCAGUUGUAGGUGAAGUUGAAAAUGUGCCCCAAGUCUCCACCCCUCGCCUUUUUGUCCCUUCCCCUAGAUACACUGCAGGAUCUCCCCCACAGAAAAAGGGCUGCUGCUGGGGUUACAUAUUUUUGUUCAGUAUAAUUGCAAUUAAAGUUUCUGACCUUAA
Messenger RNA from Urocitellus parryii (Arctic ground squirrel), 1792 nucleotides. RefSeq names its product carbonic anhydrase 14 (gene Ca14). Gene Ontology annotation, cellular component: plasma membrane. Lineage: Eukaryota; Metazoa; Chordata; Mammalia; Rodentia; Sciuridae. Gene Ontology annotation, molecular function: zinc ion binding; carbonate dehydratase activity. The record is from RefSeq and is a predicted model, not a curated record.